UAAGGGAUGACGCGCCACAAGGGCAGAAGCCCGCAGAGAGAGAAACGAUGCGCGCCCCCGGGGCCAGCGGAUGCGCGAGCACGAGAGGCCGGCUUCCAGAAUGAGUCAUCUCUUUGUUUCACUCGUUGCUUUCAUCAUAAAACUGGCAGCUGCUCAGGGCUUUUCAGAUGGUGAUUUGAAGAUUGAAUGUGUGAAAAAUCAGAUCACGGUGAAGUUUGGAGAAGAUCUUGUUAUCCGCUGCUGCCAUCACUUUGUGGAUGAACCCAGUGCCAUUACUUUCAGUUGGAUGAAGAUGGAGACUAUGGGUGUUAUCUACAAUUAUACAAUGAGCCACAGCAGCCUGGAGGAGCAAGAGCCCAGCUACAGAGACAGAGUCAAGGUCUUUGACAACGAGAUUCCAAAAGGGAAUGUGUCGCUGAGAUUGAGGAACGUGACUCUGUCUGACUCGGGUAUCUACAGACUCUCCGUUGCCACACGAUCCCAAAGCACUGAGACGAUGGUUGCUGUGGGAGUAAGAGCUGUAGGUGCACAGCCGGUCAUCCGCUCGUAUGUUACUGAUCAGGGCUUCUCCAAACUGGUAUGUGAGUCCUCGGGAUGGUUCCCAGAGCCCACUGUGAUCUGGGAGAAUAGCCUGGGGGUGCAACUGACACAGUAUGCGCACACGGAGACAAUCAAUGGGACCGGUGGGUUUCUCCACAUGAGGAGCACGAUUGGACUAGACCACGGACCGAUCAGCAAUUACACCUGCACCAUGAUGGACCGGCACCUGAAUGAGGCGGUCUCAUUUGUUUUUGUUGUUCUGAUUGCAGGAUCGCCUUGGAACAUCGUAGUCGGGACGGCUGGGACCAUUGUCUUUUCUGUGAUUUUGGCUGUUUCAGUUUACUGGAGUUGGUAACAAGAUAGAAGAGUUUCCCUUGUGUGACUGUCCCUGAAGACCCUGUUUGUUUAAAGGACAUACCUGGUACGAACACAAGAUGAGAUGCAGUGGUUGGAAGGAAAUUAUUUCUGCCCAGUACACAAGGGCACGUUCUGCUUCUUCCUUGAAGACGCCGGAGCCAACAGAAUUCCAGCACUCUCUAUUUCCUGAGUGCGGUUCUUCUGCAAAAUUAGUGCCUUUUUUUUAAGAAAAUGAGCUUAUUUUUGCACUUUACAGUGUGGCCUCAGCACUGUGUGUGUGUGUGAAAUUUUAACAUUAACCAUGCUUACCACAGUGAUGUUGACAAACCCAAACCACUUAUAAUCAGGAGCUCUGCAGCUCAGAAUGAUGUGAUUUGUACUAAUCCGUGAAUAUCUGCUUUCCCCUUACCAUCCCAGUUGAGGAUAUGAGGCUCUACCAUUCAUUCUGUUUAUCAUGUUAAAAACUGUGUAUGACUUAUCUCAGUUCAUGUAGGUUUUUGAAAAGUCAUGGACUCUAUGCAACGUGAUUCCCUUUCCACUGAGCAUGAGCUAAACUUGCAGAAUUCUAAAAGCAUUGAAGUAAAUUCUCCUCUGCCUAGGUUAUCUUGGAGAGCUCUGGGAUAGAGCUUCAACGUUAACAACCUUAGCUUAUUUGCCAGCCUUAUAAGAACCAUGGUGCUUAAUUUUGUAAAUGCUACACCCUUCCGGACUGUGGGAAUUGCUGCUAAGGAUUUAUAACAUAGGAAAAGCUAGUAUGUGCUAUAUAAGACCAAAUCCCACUGUAGUGCUCUCUCCCUAAAAUCUUAGAGCGUUCUCUGCUGCAGAUCUACCAUUCCCUAGAAUGACAUACUGUAAUCGAAAUGUCUGUUCCAGAUGCUGCCUCUUGCUCUUAAUGACUAUUUGAGGCUGCACAAAUUAUUUUAACCCCAUUCAACUGCCAGAAUGUUUUUCAAUCCUUCCGACAUUAACUCCAAAGGGAGUCAUGAUGUAGUUGUAUUGUCACUUUGGUGAGUAAUCCCAAGCAGCAUAUUAAUACUCUGGGAAUGUGGGUUUAAAUCUCGCCUUGGCAGAUGGUGAAACUUUAAUCAAUAAAUUUGGAAUUAAUAGUAA
Rhincodon typus (whale shark) is the source of this 2007-nucleotide messenger RNA. RefSeq names its product butyrophilin subfamily 2 member A2-like. NCBI's taxonomy places the organism in Eukaryota, Metazoa, Chordata, Chondrichthyes, Orectolobiformes, Rhincodontidae. The transcript is spliced from 6 exons. Bases 71 to 895 code for a protein of 274 amino acids. The record is from RefSeq and is a predicted model, not a curated record.